AUGCCACCGUUGACAGAGGAAGAAACCAAGGUUGUGUUCGAAAAGUUGGCCAACUACAUCGGUAGAAACAUCACAUUCUUAAUCGACAACAAGGAGGACCCGCAUGUGUUCAGGUUGCAGAAGGACAGAGUCUACUAUGUCAGCGAGAAAAUCGCUAAGUUUGCCACCUCCGUCUCUAGACAGAACUUGAUGUCCUUGGGGGUCUGUUUUGGGAAGUUCACCAAGACCGGUAACUUCAGAUUGCACAUCACUGCCUUGUCGUACCUCGCGCAGUACGCCAAGUACAAGGUCUGGAUCAAGCAGAACGGUGAGAUGCCGUUCUUGUACGGGAACCACGUCUUGAAGGCCCAUAUCGGGAAGAUGUCUGAUGAUAUUCCAGAGCACGCCGGUGUCGUCGUGUACUCCAUGCACGAUAUUCCGUUAGGGUUCGGCGUGUCUGCCAAGUCCACCACCGAGGCCAGGGGCUUACAGCCAAACAGUAUCGUCGCCUUCAGACAGUCCGAUGUCGGUGAGUACUUGAGAGAGGAAGACACCUUGUUCUCCUAGGUGGAGUCUUUGGGUUGUUGUAUAUUAUAAUUUGCAUGUACUUUAAAUAAAUAUAGUGUUGAGACAG
Babjeviella inositovora NRRL Y-12698 is the source of this 613-nucleotide messenger RNA. RefSeq names its product ribosome biosynthesis protein (gene NIP7). NCBI's taxonomy places the organism in Eukaryota, Fungi, Ascomycota, Pichiomycetes, Serinales. Bases 1 to 546 code for a protein of 181 amino acids. Gene Ontology annotation, molecular function: RNA binding. The record is from RefSeq and is a predicted model, not a curated record. The transcript has 2 exons. Gene Ontology annotation, cellular component: nucleolus; nucleus; preribosome, large subunit precursor. Gene Ontology annotation, biological process: ribosomal large subunit biogenesis; ribosome assembly.